Molecule: messenger RNA, 1035 nt
Organism: Tetrahymena thermophila SB210
Lineage: Eukaryota; Ciliophora; Oligohymenophorea; Hymenostomatida; Tetrahymenidae
Product: casein kinase II alpha subunit
Exons: 7
Biological process (GO): protein phosphorylation
Cellular component (GO): nucleus; protein kinase CK2 complex; cytosol
Molecular function (GO): ATP binding; protein serine/threonine kinase activity
Source: RefSeq, a predicted model, not a curated record
AUGGAUUACAAAGUAAUAAGCUCAAAACCAAAAUUUUAUGCAGAUGCAAAUUUAAAAAAAUCAGCUGAAUACUAUGACUAUGAAAACUUAGAAAUAGAAUGGGGUGAAUAGGAAAACUAUGAAGUGAUAAGAAAGUUAGGAAGAGGUAAAUAUUCCGAAGUUUUCGAAGGAAUCAACUCUUUGAAUAAUGAGAAAUGCGUUAUUAAAGUCCUUAAGCCAAUCAGAAAGAAAAAAAUAAAGAGAGAAAUCUCUAUUUUAAAGAAUCUUAGUGGAGGCCCUAACAUUGUUUAACUUCUUGACAUAGUAAAGGAUCCUGCUUCUAAGUGCACUUCAUUUGUUUUUGAGUAUGUAAACAAUAUUGAUUACAGAGAGCUUUAUCCAAAGUUAAGCGAUUUUGAUGUUAGAUUUUAUAUUUUUGAAGUGCUAAAGGCUUUAGAUUUUUGUCAUAGUUAAGGUAUUAUGCAUAGAGAUGUAAAACCACAUAAUAUUAUGAUAGAUCAUGAAAAGAAAUAACUAAGACUCAUAGAUUGGGGUUUGGCUGAGUACUACUUCCCAGGAAAAGAUUAUAAUGUAAGAGUAGCUUCAAGAUAUUUUAAAGGGCCUGAAUUGUUAGUAGAUUACUAAUACUAUGAUUACAGUUUGGAUAUUUGGAGCUUGGGUGCUAUGUUUGCUGGUAUGAUUUUCAAAAAAGAACCAUUCUUCUAAGGAAACGAUAACUAUGAUUAACUUGAAAAGAUAGCAAGAGUCCUUGGUACAAAUGAAUUAUAUGAUUAUCUAAAUACAUAUAACCUCGAGUUAGAUCCUAAAUUUGAAGGAAUUUUGGGCAAGCAUACAAAGAAACCUUGGUCAAAGUUUGUUAAUAAUGACAAUAAGAAUUUAGCAGUAAAUGAAGCAAUUGACCUUCUAUCAAAGAUGCUUGUUUAUGAUCAUGCUUAAAGAAUAACACCUAAAGAAGCCAUGCAACAUGCUUAUUUCUUCCCUAUCUUGUAAUACCAUGAAAAAAACUCUAAGCCUGAAGAAUCAAAUAAAAAAUGA